Stegastes partitus (bicolor damselfish) is the source of this 2060-nucleotide messenger RNA. RefSeq names its product major facilitator superfamily domain containing 8-like 2 (gene mfsd8l2). Bases 9 to 1415 code for a protein of 468 amino acids. The record is from RefSeq and is a predicted model, not a curated record. The transcript has 11 exons. Gene Ontology annotation, biological process: transmembrane transport. Lineage: Eukaryota; Metazoa; Chordata; Actinopteri; Pomacentridae. Gene Ontology annotation, molecular function: transmembrane transporter activity.
CAGCAACAAUGGACGAUCACCAGAAGAGGAAUCUGACUUUUUUCACCAUCGGACUGAUCUUCAUGCUGAGCGGCAUAGAGUACGCUGUCAUUCUGCCGACCAUAUGGAAGUACCUGCAGAUCCUGGAGGCCCCACCUUACUUCCUGGGUCUGGGCCUGUCUGCCUUCAGUCUGAGCGGCCUGCUCACCGGCCCACUUUUCGGGCUCUGGUCAGACCGGAGGAAAACUACAAAGUCCAUCAUCCUUUUCUCUAAUCUUUUUGAGAUUGUUGGUAACUUCAUGUAUUUCAUUGGAUACUCAAAGUGGCUGCUGCUGUGCAGUCGGCUCGUAGCAGGUAUCGGUGCAGGAGCAGGCUCCUCCAUCUUCGGAUUCCUGACCCGAAGCACUCGGCCGGAGGAGCGCGCCGGCAUCUUCGCCGCCAUCAUGGCUGCCCGACAAGCUGGCCUCCUCAUUGGGCCGGCGUUCAACCUGUUCCUGCGGCUGUGUGAUUUCAAACUGGGGCCCUUUGUUGUGAACAAGUAUACGUCUCCUGGGAUCUUCAUGUGCCUGCUGUGGGUGCUGCUCCAGUUCGUGGUCCUGGCUAUGUACUGGGACGUACCACCCAUCAGCUCGGAGGGGGGAGCGGCGGCGGUGAACCUGGAGAUGAAACAGGAGGGCGAGGAAGCGCCGCUGAUUGGCUCCGACGAGGAGCCGGUGCACACCUACAGGGCCCUCGGCGACGACCAAUCGGAGUGCGAGGUGCAGCCCGGGAACGGAGAGUCGAACCCGUUCAAAAACUUCAACGUGGGCAGAGAGUUCCUGAGAGAAGAGGUGGUCGUCCUCCUCACGGCUCAGUUCAUCACUCUCUUCAAUCAGACGGCGUUGGAGACCAUGGUGACUCCUCUGACGCAGCGCUACUUCGGUUUUGGCGAGCUGGGCAACAGUCUGAUGUACAGCCUGUGCGGGGUGGAGGUCAUCCUGGGCUUCUUCUUCGUGCGCUGGCUGAGCAGCAAGGUGGCGGACCGCGCCGUGCUGGCCACCGGCCUGGUCAUCUGCUGCACCGCCUGUACCUGGUGCCUCGUCUUCCUCUGCAACCCGCGAGGUGGUUACGACUGGGAGCUGUCGGCCUUCAUCAUCGGAGUGUUUCUGCAGCUGCUGGGGCUUCCCUUCGUGGCCGUGUCUCAGGUGUCGCUCUUCUCCAAAGUUACUGCUGAGAAAACACAAGGAUUCAGCCAAGGUGUCAGACGCUCAGUCGGGGGCCUGGCCACCAUCUUGGGUCCUCUGUGGGCUGGAGGAUUGACCAACAACUUGUACAUAAUGCUGGGAAUGAUGCUAGCUCUCCUCGUAAUGAUCACAGUUAUGACGGCGCUGUCCUACGACCGGCUGACUGAGCCCAGGGCGCUGCAGUGCGCGCACAGCUCCGACAGCGGAGGAUAGAGCUGCAGUCCGUCUGAAGAGCAAGCGAGGCUAAAGACGGACGGAGGGAAUGCCCUUCACAUCUGAGAGAAUCAAUACAAGUUUACUGCAGAGGAAAGUGUAUGAGUGUGGAAUAAAAAUGUUGAAAACACACACUGGAGCUGAGAAGCUGCCACAGAGGUGAUCACACUUCACAGGUAACCAAAAAAAAAAAAAAAGUGUGUGUGUUCCUGAGCUCUGCACCAUCGCUUCUGCUUUCAGACAUUAUUAGAAUCUACCAGGUAACUAUUAGACUAUUAAUUAUAUUUUACACAAGGGGGCACCAUUGCUCUCAUAUUGAAUAUUCAGAGGUGUAAUUGAAGAUGAAAGCUAUUAUUUUUAAACUGAACUAUUUAUAUUCCCUGGUGUUGAUGAAAAAAAGCAGGUUUGCUCGUGUGACCCGUGUACCAAAAUUUUGUUUCUUGUGCUUCGUCUUUCUUCUUGCAGAAAAAAAAACAAAAAAACCCUCUGCUGACACAAUGAGUGCACAAGUGGAGUUGUCAACAUCUGAGCGUGUCAGUGUAGCUGAUAGAAGACGAGGGUCAAAGCGAGCGAAGCUUCACACAUUUGUUGGAGUAAAACUAGACGCUUAAAUAUAAUCCGAGCAAAAUCCAGACCCUUGGAUGU